Messenger RNA from Helicoverpa zea (corn earworm), 1186 nucleotides. It is a transcript of the gene SdhD, whose product is annotated as succinate dehydrogenase [ubiquinone] cytochrome b small subunit, mitochondrial. Gene Ontology annotation, molecular function: heme binding; ubiquinone binding. The transcript has 4 exons. The record is from RefSeq and is a predicted model, not a curated record. Bases 147 to 695 code for a protein of 182 amino acids. NCBI's taxonomy places the organism in Eukaryota, Metazoa, Arthropoda, Insecta, Lepidoptera, Noctuidae. Gene Ontology annotation, biological process: mitochondrial electron transport, succinate to ubiquinone; tricarboxylic acid cycle. Gene Ontology annotation, cellular component: mitochondrial envelope; membrane.
AAUGUGACAUGACAAGUGACGGUCAUUCGAUUUUUGAAUCGAUGUAUUUUGACGUGUUGCAGGAAGGAAAUUUUAGAAUUUGAUGCUGUGUUAUAACAUUUAGAAUUUUAUUUAUUGUUGUUUAAUACUCAGAAACAGCUCCAAACAUGGCCUUAUCAACAUUACUUCGUGCGCCAGCCAUCAGAAGCACCAUAUUCACACAGCAAAUAAUGAAGCUGGCAACACAGCCGAACAUGAAACGACCUGUGGUCAGCAUGCUGCCUGCCAGCACGCUGGCUCUCAAGGAGAUUAACAGCACGCCUAUCAUCAAUUCUGUGCGUUCCUUCCGUACGUCACCCGUACGUCUUUCCGACGAGAAGCCUCACGAUCACUCGAAACUGUGGGUGAUUGAGAAAGCUGUCGCCGCCCUUAUGAUUCCUUUGCUACCGAUGGGCCUGCUUGUACCCAACCGGAUUCUGGACUCUGUGAUCGCUAUCCUGAUCUGCGCUCAUUCGUUUUGGGGUUUGGAAGCGAUCGCAAUAGAUUACGUCCGAGCUAGUGUUGUAGGCCCAAUCCUUCCCAAAAUUGCCCUCGGGCUCGUGUACCUCAUCUCCAUUGCUACCCUCGGUGGCCUAUUCUACAUCAUCAGCCACGACGUCGGCAUUGCCAACAUGAUCAAGCAAAUCUGGGCUAUCAAAUCUGACCGCCAAAAGUAAAUUCGCCUAGGGAGACAUUUAUCGAUAAAAUUACUACGCUAGAAUUAGUUUUAGUAAUAGACCUGAGUAUUAUUUUUGCGGGGAUCUCCGUUUUUGCAUUCUUUGUACCACUAUAACUCGGAGAAAUCCCGCGCUUUUAUUUAUUUUCUCGGCAAUGUUAUUAAAGAGCUGUCAGCUAGUCUGCAGUUAGGAAUCAGCAUAAAUCUGCAAACUGAUAUUACUGAUCAUUCAUUUGAUUAUAAAAUGCGUAUUUGAAAGUAGACAAAUGAAUGGCUGGAACUAAUUUUGAAUUUGCAUAAUUCCUAAUUGUAGGCUAGUUUGCGAAAAUGUACACAUUGGUACUUAAUGCACAAGAUUUCGAAAUUUUGUUGUAUUUAACAAUGUAUUUUUUAUUGUUACCGUCAAAUCAUUUGUUCUGAUAAAUUUGUAUUUUUACGCACCCUCGGGUGGGAUUAAUUUAUUGUUAGAAUAAAUGAUAGUUGGAAUUGUUA